Molecule: messenger RNA, 575 nt
Organism: Melitaea cinxia (Glanville fritillary)
Lineage: Eukaryota; Metazoa; Arthropoda; Insecta; Lepidoptera; Nymphalidae
Exons: 4
Coding region: 116-490 (124 amino acids)
Source: RefSeq, a predicted model, not a curated record
UUUUUUUGGUAUAUUUUUAUUAUUUAUUACGUUCAAAAGGACGUAAAAUUUUUUACGUUACUAUUAAUUUGAGUAAUAUUAAAUACUUUUCAUUAUUUUCAGGUAAACUACUAAAAUGGUUAAAGUAAUUGUACUAAAAUUUGUCUGUUAUGCGCUUGCGGCCUUCGCUACAGCUAAACCCUUAAGUCAUGAAGAGUCACCAAAGCCAGAAACAAAUAAUAUUGUUGAGACGCAAACGCAACUCAGGAGUUUAAAAGUAAUUCUUGGAGAACUACAUCAAGCAAUCGGAACGAUUCUUGAACACAUUGCGAUGUACGAUCAAAAAAGAUUCAACGACGAUAGCUGCAGACAAACUAACUGUAUACAAGAGUACGGCAAAAUUAAUACGGUAACCAUCAACAGUUACGAUAGAUACGGACAAACAUACUGUAUUGGUAACGGUAACGGCAACAUUAAUACGGUAACCGUCAACAACUACUGCCAUUACUAACACCACUGAUUAUUUUAUACUAAUGGUAAUUAAGCUGAUUUAUGUAUAAUUAGUGUGUAUGAUUAAAUAAAUGUUAUAAAACAUU